AUGGCGCAUCACAGCCAGGAUGAGCCGCUUCGGUUCGAAGACCUGUUCUUGACGGAGAAAGAGCAUUACACCAUUCGAACAUUGUCACAGAUCCUCAAGUGGACGGAAUCUCUUGUUAGAGGCAGCGAAGUCCCUCACAGUGGAUACGUGACAAUACCGAAGAAGAAUCGAGAUCAUUCCUCAAAAUAUAAAAUCUUGAACAGCUUUUGCCAGGCCAUCAACCGCGGAGGUUCAGAGGUGAUUGCACUGUUGCCCGGCCCUUUCACUGGUGACGCCUUGACUGUCUUCGGCUCGGUGUCGGAGACUUUUGCCUCAUCAACGGAAGUCGCCGACAGCAAGCAGGAUCUUUUUCUUACGCGAAAUCCCCAGCAAGACGAAUUCGCAGGCCCAACUUUGGAACAAAUUCAAUAUUCUGUCCAAUUUCACCGUCAGCAAAUUCGCCCAGAUUUCACACAAGAUCCUGUAGGCACAUAUGCCGACAUGCUCGAGAAGUCCGGCCACAAAAUACCUUUUGCAGUGGUACCACAGUUAUCUUUGGCGCUGCUAAAACGUGCCCAUGCCCAACCCUCCGGAGAGUCGGGUAGAGAUAGCCUGAAGAGCUUUGGGCUCUUUACGAUGUGCCUGGGCCUUAACCGCUUAUGUGCACGAUGCAACCUCGGAGUCAAAUCUCGAAACUUUUUCCACGUCCUGAUGUUACUGGACACUGGGACACAGCCUGAAAAGGAAUGGGAGGAUCUUGCGAAGAGGUUUCAAGACCCAGCUGCGGAUGAUCUCAGAGACAAGGAUAUCAGGAAUGGCGAGGCAUUCACAAAAUCACAAAAGAAAUUCAUGCUUUACCUCGAGCACUUGGGGUUAAUUGCGGAAGGUCCCCGAAUGGCCGUAGCGUUCGAUUGUCGUGGCCGACGACUCAUAGCCAACGUGCUACGGGUGCUGCUGCAGGUGUUUAAACAUGCGAUCGAAAUCGUCAGGGAUAGUCAGCCCUCUAAAGAGAAGACAAAACCAUUCGACAUGCGCACUUACAGGCGUAGUAUCGCAACAUUGCUCGAAGCCAAUCGUUUGCUUUGGUCUUUCUUUACUCGGUUCCGGGACCAAAUCAGAAAAACGCUUGGAUGGAUUGCAUGUGUCUGCGAGCUCAAGAAUGCAACUCUUGUCAAUACUUAUUCCGAAUACGGAGAGCAAGCUAUUGUGUCCAGUCCGAUUGAAGAACCAAGUUCAGAUGAGAACACUCCUCCACCACAGGCCUCAGAACCCUGUACUGCAACUCCAGGCCCGUCCCAGCAAGUCGUUCGCACUCGAACACCAACUCCACCCUCGGACAUCCGCUCCUCGCCCCCAUCGGCUUCGGCAAAGACUCCAUCCCCAUUCCGCGAGCUUACAUUACCGGUUUUGGACAACCUGACUGACGAUGAAUCAAACGCAGAAGAGGUUCUAGCUCUCUGUGACAUCGAGGAAAAUCCUCAGUUGGGGUGGAAGGACGCAUGUUUCCGAUGGAUAGAGCUUCUUGUUACCCAUUACGAAGCGAUUGAGAACGUUCACAUUCGGUCACGAAGGCAAAGCACGUCCAUUUCGAAGUCAUUGAGGUUGCUCGUGCCACGCGCAGAAAUCCACUGUCUCGAGGUUAAAUCAUCGUACAAAGAUCGGCGCAUGGGGAGUGUCAACGAAGUACUGGAAUAUUUGGCACUUAGACUGGACCUCACCGCCGCACAGGCUCUACGAGAGUGGCUUGAACGUCACACGGAAGAAGGAAUCCAAGCUACGGGAUUUCCUUAUGCUCGGGCCCAUGUUGAGCGAAAGUGCAGAUGGGAUACCCCGAGGUUCACAGGCACGAUGCAUUGCGAGACGAUUAUGCUCACCUUGCAUGCUCUAUCAAUGGAUGGCAUGUUCUCCUCCUCGACGACUGCCAGCGCCCAAGCGAUAUCAGAAUGCCUCGAGUCCCGCAAUAUCAUUGUACCUCCAGAUAUUAUUGACAAAUUCAAGACCAUUGGCGACAUCCUCGCGGUCUCAAAGAGAUGUUGUCCAGCUUGCAACUCGGUUGUAUCAACUAUCCGACAGCUCCAGCCAAAUGACCGCCGAAUUACCUACCCAGGGUAUCAUACUGUGUGGUUCCCGAUAGCACUACCACCUUGGACACCACGAAGAAUCGGCGAGAAUUUACUCGAGGAAUUGUGGAGAGCCGUUAUGUCCCGGACAGAGUAUGCUUAUGACGUAGCAGAAGAGGGGAAGAGGGUUCGACGCAACACGCCGAGCGACGCAUCUCGUGCGGACAUCGAGGAAAGGUCAGAUAGCGAUAGCGAUAGCGAUAUCGAUCUAUCGUCGAUCGAUAGAUUCGAUCUGCUGCACGCCUAUGGUCUCCACCAUCGUGAACCGGAAGAUAGGCCAGAAAGGGACCAUCAAGAAGCAGGAGAUGAAACACCGCGGCCAUCGAGGCGCACCGUACCAAUUAUGCUAGCACCAGCCAUCCCAGAGCCAUCAACCUCUCCCAAGCGCCCAAGAGUCGCUUCGUCAGAAACUUCCGAGGUCGAAUUUGACCUAUCGCCAACGAAGAAAAGUCGGAAAGGACAAUCAUAG
Fonsecaea pedrosoi CBS 271.37 is the source of this 2568-nucleotide messenger RNA. RefSeq lists its product as uncharacterized. The coding region runs from base 1 to 2568 and encodes 855 amino acids. The transcript has a single exon. Lineage: Eukaryota; Fungi; Ascomycota; Eurotiomycetes; Chaetothyriales; Herpotrichiellaceae. The record is from RefSeq and is a predicted model, not a curated record.